AUGUCCAGGUCAAGCUCGACGCCUCUGCUGCUCCUGUGCCUGGCUGGGCUUCAGUUCGCCCUCGCCUACGAUGUCUUCGACGGCUACUACCCUGCCCUCUACAAGGUCGACUUCAUCGGGAACGACAUCCCCGUCAACGGCACCAUCGGGAAGUUGUCGAUCUCCAUGUCUGACUGCGCGACCUUAUGUAACGCCACCUCGGAGUGUCGGGGCUUCACCUACCAGAAGAGAGCGAGCACCGAGCUGAGCACCUGCUUCGUCAAGUCGAUGAUGGUGGGUGUUGGUACCGACACCAGCGCCUUCGUCAACGCCGACCCCUACUCGUACAUCAGGAGGUCCGUUGCCGCCGACGUGUCCGGCUACCCGAAGCACGAAGUAGGAUACGAUUAUCCCGGGAAUGACAUUCAGUCAUCCAUCGCAGUCAAGGAUGCAGCCGCUUGUGGACAGGAAUGCAACAAAGCCACAAACUGUGCGGGGUUCGUCUACUACCCCAUCCCCUUCUCGGGGCAGAUCUACAAUCAGCAAGCAACGGUGGGGGCAGGUACAUGCGCGAUCAAGACGGCGAUGAAGGGGGAAGUACCAGUUUCCAGCAGAUCAGAGAUCCAAGCCUAUCACAAGUACAUGCGCGAUCAAGACGGCGAUGAAGGGGAAGUACCAGUUUCCAGCAGGAUCAGAGAUCCAAGCCUAUCACAAGUCAGCGGCUCCCUCCACUCAGUCUCUCUCUCUCGCCCUCAGCUUCUUGACUAUCUUGUUCCACCUGUCGCUCAGGUCCAGCCCGUGAUGCGAACAGAAUGGCGGGUCAAGAAUGAGCACGUCCUAGUAAGAUGGAUCAUAUCCUAA
This is a messenger RNA of Guillardia theta CCMP2712, 840 nucleotides long. RefSeq lists its product as hypothetical. The coding region runs from base 1 to 840 and encodes 279 amino acids. NCBI's taxonomy places the organism in Eukaryota, Cryptophyceae, Pyrenomonadales, Geminigeraceae. The record is from RefSeq and is a predicted model, not a curated record. The transcript has a single exon.